AGAACAAACAACCAAACUACCAAGUAGCUGCUUGCGAGUUCUCAAAGCAAGCUUGCAGCUUCCUACGUCUGCAACAAUCCGCCACAAUGGCUUUGGCUUCCAGGGCUUCCCUUCUUCUAGGGCUCAUGAUUGUUGCAGUGAUUGCACCCGUGGCGAUAGCCCAGCUCGGGAACAUCAUCGUCAGUGGCACUGUGCCAUGCAGCACAAGCACCACCACUGUUACAGCAGCAACACCAGUGUUUCCAAAUGCCACUGUGCUGCUACAGUGUGGGAGCAAUGUCAUAUCCAGCGUAAUCACGAACAGCAACGGAGUGUUUACUAUGCUGGUGAAUCCAGUGGACUCAUUGCUCACGCUGUUGAAUAGCUGCAAGCUGGUCAUCCCCACUCCUCUCUCCACCUGCAACACGUCGCUCCCGUCUACUGGGAUCCUGCAGUCCUCCUUGCAGCUACUCUCACGUGGACUCCUCGGAGGAAUUCUCGGCGGCAUCUUGAAUUUUGUCCCCACUCUUUUCACCUUCGUUGGGAGUCUCGGCUAAGAUGAUGACCACUGGAGCCAUAUACCGAAGAUAUAUAUAUAUAUAUAUAUAUACACUAUGGAAUCCAUCGUAUAAACUUAUACCAUCCUCAAGUUUAUCGACCGAACCAUGCACUAGAAUACCAUGUAUCUGUCAUCCUUGUAUUGGUGCUGAAACUUUUAUCGCCAUAUAUAUUUUCUCCAUAUAAAUGAAUAAAAUAAUUAUAUA
Messenger RNA from Musa acuminata AAA Group (dessert banana), 743 nucleotides. Its product is annotated as phylloplanin-like. Lineage: Eukaryota; Viridiplantae; Streptophyta; Magnoliopsida; Zingiberales; Musaceae. The record is from RefSeq and is a predicted model, not a curated record. The transcript has 2 exons. The coding region runs from base 87 to 536 and encodes 149 amino acids.